Molecule: messenger RNA, 1491 nt
Organism: Penicillium cinerascens
Lineage: Eukaryota; Fungi; Ascomycota; Eurotiomycetes; Eurotiales; Aspergillaceae
Product: putative MFS efflux transporter
Exons: 1
Coding region: 1-1491 (496 amino acids)
Biological process (GO): transmembrane transport
Cellular component (GO): membrane
Molecular function (GO): transmembrane transporter activity
Source: RefSeq, a predicted model, not a curated record
AUGGCGCCCUCGAGUUUGGGGGCUUUCGUAGAAAUCGAAAGCUCGCCUCAUGUCUCCAGCCCGCCACCUGCAGUACAAAAGAACAAUCAAGGCAUUGCACGGCGUCCGUCGGAUUACGAAUUGGAUGAAAUUUCGCUACAAAGGUCAUCUCACCUGCCUCCUGAACCGGCAGCACAACCGCCUACCGGUUCACCAUCGCCCACACCCAGCGUACUGGAGAAUCACUCACCAGAUGCCAAUGAAGACGAAGCCGCAGAAUGGGCCGCAGACCGCACCUCGACGUCCUCGAAGACCAAAUGGCGGCUGCUGAGCUGCUGUCUGAUCAACUUCGGGAACGGCAUGAAUGAUAGUGCCCCCGGUGCCUUGAUCCCGUAUAUCGAGAAGCAUUACGGCAUCGGUUAUUCCGUCGUCUCACUCAUCUUCGUGACCAAUGCCUUGGGAUUUAUCUCUGCAGCACCAGUCACGCAUGCCAUCGAAAAUAAAUUGGGCCGGUCCAAGAGCUAUACAUUUGCCAUGUCUCUUCUGGCCAUCAGCUACAUCGUUAUCAUCUGCCAGCCCCCGUUUGCUGUCGUUGUUGUCUGCUUCUUCCCGCUCGGCUUUGGCAUUGCGCUUAGCCUAGCCCUCAGCAAUGUGUACUGUGCCAACUUGGCCAAUUCCACCACGGCCCUGGGCUGUUUCUCUGGCGGUUACGGUAUAGGCGGUACAGUGGCCCCGUUAUUUGCAACUGCGAUGGCUUCCAAUGGGAUCCGUUGGUCCUUUUUCUAUUCAAUCACUCUGGCUUUCUCUCUCGUCAACUUGGGUUACUCCACGUGGGCAUUUUCCAAUUAUGAGAAGGAUACGUCGGCGGAGCCGCAGAGAGCGCUGCAGCCUACUGCUUCGCGUCCCGGGGGCGAAACUCCGACCCGGGCUCAGCUUGUCAAGAAGGCCAUCCGGAACCGUACCACACUCCUCGGUGCCCUGUUCAUCUUCGCCUACCAGGGUGCAGAGGUCUCCAUAUCUGGCUGGGUUGUCUCCUUCCUGAUCAGCUACCGGCAUGGAGACCCUUCUCGAGUCGGAUACGUGAGUGCAGGUUUCUGGGCUGGCAUCACCGCCGGUCGAUUCCUGCUGGUGUACCCUGCAGCCAAGAUAGGUCAUAAGAUCGCCGUGAUUGCAAUGGUGGCGGGUGCCGUAGCCUUCCAGUUACUGACAUGGCUCGUGCCAAAUGUCAUCGGAGAAGCAGUGUCGGUAGGAAUCUUGGGUCUUCUGCUGGGUCCUGUGUUCCCGUCCGCCACGGCUGUCUUCACAAAAUUGCUGCCACGCAGCAUGCAUAUUUCCAGUCUGAGCUUUAUUAGUGCCCUGGGCAGCAGCGGCGGUGCCGUGAGCCCAUUUUUCACCGGUAUUCUUGCCCAGAGCGUGGGGACGAUGGUGCUGCACCCGAUCUGUAUCGGUUUGUACGGAGUGAUGGCGACUAGUUGGCUGUUGCUGCCGAAGAUCUCGAAGAGAUCGGAGUAA